Molecule: messenger RNA, 1234 nt
Organism: Pteronotus mesoamericanus
Lineage: Eukaryota; Metazoa; Chordata; Mammalia; Chiroptera; Mormoopidae
Gene: DCK
Product: deoxycytidine kinase
Exons: 7
Coding region: 181-963 (260 amino acids)
Biological process (GO): nucleobase-containing compound metabolic process
Cellular component (GO): cytoplasm
Molecular function (GO): ATP binding; deoxycytidine kinase activity
Source: RefSeq, a predicted model, not a curated record
GCCUCCGUCUGCAGCUGCCAAGGCGCGCCAAAAUCAAAUUCUCGGCGCGCCGGCGGGACAGCCUACGACGAGCCGGGCUCCCGCCUGCAGGUCGGCGGCUGAGGCGGCAGCGGCGCAAGCACCUGAGGCCACUUCUCAAUACUCCCUGCCUUACGCGCUCGGGCCGCCACUAGACGAGGAAUGGCCACUCCACCCAAGAGAAGCUGCCCGUCUCCCGCGACCAGCUCUGAGGGAACCCGCAUCAAGAAAAUCUCCAUCGAAGGGAACAUCGCUUCAGGAAAGACAACAUUUGUGAAUAUCCUUAAACAAGUCUGCGAGGAUUGGGAAGUGGUUCCUGAACCUGUUGCGAGAUGGUGCAAUGUUCAUAGCACUCAAGAUGAAUUUCAGGAAUUGACAACAUCUCAGAAAAGUGGUGGGAAUGUCCUUCAGAUGAUGUAUGAGAAACCAGAGCGAUGGUCUUUUACCUUCCAGUCAUACGCCUGCCUCAGUCGAAUACGAGCUCAGCUUGCCUCUCUCAAUGGCAAGCUCAAAGAUGCGGAGAAACCUGUAUUAUUUUUUGAACGAUCUGUAUAUAGUGACAGGUAUAUUUUUGCAUCUAAUUUAUAUGAGUCUGAUUGUAUGAAUGAAACAGAGUGGACAAUUUAUCAAGACUGGCAUGACUGGAUAAAUAACCAGUUUGGCCAAAGCCUUGAACUGGAUGGAAUCAUUUAUCUUCGAGCCACUCCAGAGAAAUGCUUGAGCAGGAUAUAUUUGCGGGGAAGAAAUGAAGAGCAAGGCAUUCCUCUUGAAUAUUUAGAAAAGCUUCACUAUAAACAUGAAAGCUGGCUCCUGCAUAGAACACUAAAAACCAACUUUGAUUAUCUACAAGAAGUGCCUAUCUUAACACUGGAUGUUAAUGAAGACUUUAAAGACAAACAUGACAGUCUGGUUGAAAAGGUCAAAGAAUUUUUGAGCACUUUGUGAUCUUGCUGAAGACUACAGGCAGCAAAAUGAUUCCAGAUACAUCAGCCAUGCGUAUCUUUGUAACUUCAUAGUCAUUCAUGUCUCUUUAGAAAACCCAAGAAAAAUUUGUUCCAAGAAAAAAACUUUUUUUAUGAAUCCUAUAUAAAAUUUUAUGACCAAUUUUCUCCUCUAUUCUCUUCUCUCUUCUUUCUUGUUUAAGAGGAAUCUAAUGAACAAAAUAAACUAAUAAGCAAAAUAGACCCAGAGGCAUAGAAACAUGGAACAGACUGAA